Molecule: messenger RNA, 564 nt
Organism: Lithohypha guttulata
Lineage: Eukaryota; Fungi; Ascomycota; Eurotiomycetes; Chaetothyriales; Trichomeriaceae
Exons: 2
Coding region: 1-564 (187 amino acids)
Biological process (GO): cellular response to oxidative stress; cell redox homeostasis
Cellular component (GO): cytoplasm
Molecular function (GO): thioredoxin peroxidase activity
Source: RefSeq, a predicted model, not a curated record
AUGGCACACUCAACAUUCCCAGCAGACCUACCAAAACCAAUUGACGAUGGCGCGUGCAACCACUUGACAGGCAUGACCGUCCCCAGCAUCCGUCUCCCCCCAACAAGCGCACCAGACUCACCAGUUGACAUCUCCAAGCUCAACGGCCUGUCCAUAAUCUUCUGCUAUCCACGGACCGGCGCACCAGACGAAGUCGUACCCCCUGAAUGGGAUGCAAUUCCUGGUGCUCGUGGUUGCACGCCCCAAGCAUGCUCUUUUCGGGAGGCAUUACCCGAUCUCAAGAAGUACGGUGUUAAGAACCUUUUUGGCUUGUCAACGCAGGACACGCCGUAUCAGCAGGAAGUUCGUGAGCGUGUUCACCUACCUUAUGAUCUUCUUAGUGAUGCGAAGCUGGAAUUCUUGGAGGGAUUGAAAUUGCCGUCGUUUGAUUACAAGGAUAAGAAGCUGAUCAAGCGUCUGGCCGUCGCGAUAGAGGAUGGGAAGGUGAUUAAGUACUGGUAUCCUGUUUUUCCACCUGACAGUAAUGCGUCGGAAGUUUUGCAGUGGUUGAAAGAGAAGUCGUAG